AUGGUGAAUAACAGAAUCCAACAACUGACGCAAGCCGAAUUGUUGGCACAAAAUGCGGAACUUCAGGCAAAACUCCAAAGGGUGAACAACCUACUUGUGCAAAACCAGAAUGAAAACAAAGACAAGGGCGACCCCAAAUGUAACAACAAGCCGGUGUUAAAAACUCACCCAAAGGAAACAGUUCCUCCGAAAGAAAAGAAGAUGAUAUCCAGCCUUUUUUCAGGAGACAUUAUGCAAUUUCAGAUGCCAAAACAUUUCACUUUGCCUACCACUCUCAAAGCAUAUGAAGGGCUCGGAGAUCCACAUAUUCAUAUUACUAAGUUUCAGUUUUCCAAGUUGCCUACAGGAUCUAUUUCCAAUUUUGAAGAUUUGGCAGAGGCUUUCACUAACCACUUUGCUUCAUCAAAAAUAUAUGUUCAUGGAUCGGACUAUCUUAACACCAUUAAGCAGGGACAACACGAAAGCCUCAAAGAUUACAUGACCCAAUUUGCAAAAGCAACCAUGGAGAUUCCGAACCUUAGUCUGGAUCUGAGUGCCGAGAAAAAGCCAUUGGACAGAUGGAGAUUGAAGAGCUCCGCGAAGCACGAAAGGGCAAACAAACAACCACUUCGGCGUGAGAAGGAAAAGAAUCUCAAGACUCCACAAAACAGGGAUGCCAAGAAACCAUUCAAGCUCACCCCAAAAUUUGAUACCUAUGCACGAUUCAACACCGAAAGGGAGAAUAUCAUAAACGAGAUCCUCCACGCCAAAAUAAUAAAGCCUCCAAGAAGAGCAGGAAAUUAUCAAGAUCAGAGGUUCGUAACUAAGCAUUGCGCUUUUCACCAGAAGUUUGGCCACACAACAGAUGAGUGUGUAAUAGCCAAAGAUCUACUCGAAAGACUAGCCCGACAAGGUCUCUUGGACUAA
Molecule: messenger RNA, 906 nt
Organism: Arachis duranensis
Lineage: Eukaryota; Viridiplantae; Streptophyta; Magnoliopsida; Fabales; Fabaceae
Exons: 3
Coding region: 1-906 (301 amino acids)
Source: RefSeq, a predicted model, not a curated record